Messenger RNA from Antrostomus carolinensis (chuck-will's-widow), 1995 nucleotides. RefSeq names its product folliculin-interacting protein 1. The transcript is spliced from 5 exons. The annotation marks the transcript as partial. Gene Ontology annotation, molecular function: protein-folding chaperone binding; ATPase inhibitor activity. Lineage: Eukaryota; Metazoa; Chordata; Aves; Caprimulgiformes; Caprimulgidae. The record is from RefSeq and is a predicted model, not a curated record. Gene Ontology annotation, cellular component: cytoplasm.
GAUUUUUUGGUUUUGUUUUCUAGAACGACUAUUUGCAAUCUCUACACCAUGCCACGGAUUGGGGAACCUGUCUGGCUUACUAUGAUGUCGGGGACACCAGAAAAGAACCAGCUUUGCCAUCGCUUCAUGAAAGAAUUCACUUUCUUGAUGGAAAAUGCUUCUAAAAACCAGUUUUUACCAGCUUUACUGACUGCAGUCCUGACUAACCACAUGGCCUGGGUCCCUACCGUCAUGCCGAAUGGCCAGCCGCCGAUAAGAAUCUUCUUGGAAAAGCAUUCAUCCCAGAGCGUGGACAUGCUGGCCAAAACUCAUCCCUACAACCCUCUGUGGGCACAGCUCGGUGACCUCUAUGGGGCUAUUGGAUCACCUGUGAGAUUGGCAAAAACAGUUGUGGUUGGCAAAAGGCAUGACCUGGUACAGAGAUUGCUUUAUUUCCUCACUUAUUUCAUCAGAUGUUCUGAACUUCAAGAAACGCAUCUUCUAGAAAAUGGGGAAGAUGAAGCCAUUGUCAUGCCUGGAACUGUUAUAACAACCACGCUGGAGAAAGGAGAAGUAGAAGAAUCUGAGUAUGUGCUUGUCACGAUGCACAAGAACAGGGGCAACUUGCUACCGACGGAGUCUGAAGAAGUGAGAACUUCUAAUUGUAGCUGUAAAUAUUGCAAAUGUCCGAUUUCCCUUGCACAAAACAUAGAAGGUGUCUCACAGCAAGAGAGAGAAGACAGUCAAAACACUCCUAAGGUAGAGCUGGAAUCUUCUUCAGAUGAGAACAGAACUAUUGUUCCUGAUGAUUACCAGGAAGAUGCUGUUGACGCUAAGCAAUCGAGACCCUGCCUGGACACAAAACUAGAGACCGUGGUGUGCACGGGGUCAGCCUCACCAGAAAAACGUGUGGUGACAGAAUCUGGUUUGGAGCCAACGGCAGAUGUGUGGAGGAACGAGGACUCGUUGGAAUCGGGCAACCAGGCGGUCGGUGUAACGAGGUCACCGGGCAUCGCGGUGGAAAAGAAGCCACCGGAUAAGCUCUUCUGCGAUGCGUUUCCUUGCAGUGCUGCCGAAGCUCAGACUAAAGUGACGUUCCUCAUCGGAGAUUCCAUGUCACCCGAUUCAGACAUCGAACUCAGAAGUCAGGCAGUAGUGGAACAAAUUUCCAGGCAUCACAGCCCGCCAGCGACGGAGGAAGGAGUGUCUGCUGAUCCCAACUGUGAAACUAAACAAACUGUUGAGGACCAAAAUAGAGACUGUGGGACAGCCGAACCUUUCCCUCAAGUUGGUAGUGAGCAUCAGAGCUGGAAUACGAAUCCAUACACCGCCGAGAGCAUGAGUCUGUUUGAUGAAUAUUUUACUGAUGACAGUUCAGUUGAAACCCGGACUAUUGAUGAUAUUCCAGGGCAAGCAGCUCCAGACCUUCUUGCUCACAACAGUAGUUUAGAGUUUUCUAAAAAGCUGUGUACGAAGGCUAGCAAAGCACCUAGCGAAUUUUGUAAAUUUAUGGACUCUGUUCGACAAGAGACCUACAAAAACUGCUUUAAUGAGCAGGACCAAAGAGAGAAAAUCUCUAUUCGUGUCCCCCAUGGGGACAGAGAAAACGGAGAGAAAAAAGUCGCCCCGGGAAUUGAUUGGGACAUUCCAAGAAAUGAGAGUUCAGAUAGUGCCCUGGGUGACAGCGAAAGUGAGGAUACAGGUCAUGAUCUAACUAGACCAGGUGGUAACUAUUAUGGAGGAGAGCAAGAAGAUUGGGCAGAAGAAUAUGAGAUUCCUUUUCCUGGGUCAAAAUUAGUUGAAGUGAACUCUGUCCAGCCCUGUAUUGCCAAUUUUGGAAGGUCCUUACUAGGUGGCUACUGUUCAUCUUACGUCCCCGACUUUGUUUUGCAAGGAGUAGGAAGCGAUGAAAAGCUGAGGCACUGUUUGGUGUCAGAUUUGUCUCAUGCUGUGCAGAUUGUAGUCAAAGUGUCUGAUAGUGCCGGCUCCAUUGGAAAAGGAGAAACCGAUAUGAAG